UACAACAACGAAUUGGAACAUGCUAUAGGAGCUGCAAUCCGGUCAAUGGGUCCUGAGAUUGUGUUAAAUGUUGUUUCACUAAAGAAAGACAAUGGAGACUUGAAUAUAGAUAGAUCUUGGCUCUUACCUGUACUAAAAGAAAAUAUAAAAAUAUCUACAUUGGAGUAUUUCGUUAAAGGGAUAUUGCCAUUAGCGCUUUACUGUCAUCGGAGAUCUGUUCAGUUGGCCGAAUCGAAUGAUGGUAUUGGGGCCCACAGUUCAGAGUUAUUAUAUUUGCAGUUAUGGAAUUUAUUGCCAUGUUUCUGUAAUCAUCCCACCGAUAUCAAGAACAGCUUUAAGGAGGAGUGGGAGGAGUGGGAGUGGGAGGAGUCGGAGUGGGAGGAGUCGGAGUGGGAGGAGUCGGAGUGGGAGGAGUGGGAGUGGGAGGAGUCGGAGUGGGAGCGAGAGUGGGAGGAGUCGGAGUGGGAGCGGGAGUGGGAGUAG
Molecule: messenger RNA, 483 nt
Organism: Anoplophora glabripennis (Asian longhorned beetle)
Lineage: Eukaryota; Metazoa; Arthropoda; Insecta; Coleoptera; Cerambycidae
Product: RRP12-like protein
Exons: 3
Coding region: 46-483 (145 amino acids)
Source: RefSeq, a predicted model, not a curated record